Acanthoscelides obtectus is the source of this 756-nucleotide messenger RNA. The record is from the annotation of a GenBank genome assembly. Lineage: Eukaryota; Metazoa; Arthropoda; Insecta; Coleoptera; Chrysomelidae.
AUGGCAGACGAUGUGGACGUAUGUGCGAUAUGUGCUGAUAAUUGCAUUGUUAACAGCAAAGUAAUAAAGUGCAAGCUGUGUGUGAAAUCAUUCCAUCCUGUGUGUGUUGGGUUGAAGGAUCUAAACUGCAAGUAUCUGUGUGAGUUUGAUAAUCUGAUCUCGUUUUGUGAUAACUGCAAACAAGUAGGAAACUCUAGCGUCACUAAAUCGCAUAUGUUGAUACUGCAAAAAGAAAUCGAAUGUCUUAAUAGAGAGAAAGAUAUCCAGGCUAAAUUAAUUAGCGAACCCCAGUCUUCCUUGGAGUUACAUAAUUCAAAUCCGAUACGUUACAAAAAGAGCUCAGUGAGGCAAAAAGUGCUAUUGCUCCAGUAAAAAAUAUUGCUAGCACGAACACGCAUAGUCAGGUAUUACAGAAAAAUGUAAAGAAUGAUAAAAAUGUAGAAUCGUCUGUUUUACUAGUGAAAUCAGCUGAUAGGAAUAAUAGAGAUGAUGUGCUACAAGUCUUGUCAAAAACGAUUAUUCCUUCUCGUUUAAAUAUAUGCAUUAGCGGCACGAAGAAAAUUAAAGAAGGGGUUGCUGUGUACUGCAAGGGAGAUGACGAUGUGGCAAAACUAAAAAAUGCUGUCAAUGGUCAACUAAAUGGCCGUUUGACUGCCAACGAGUUGAAAAAAUACAACCCCCGUCUGCUAGUAAAAAAUGUGAAUUUCUCUGAUGAUAUCAAGGAUGACAAGAUGUUAAUUGAGAACAUCGUGGGAU